Messenger RNA from Homalodisca vitripennis (glassy-winged sharpshooter), 904 nucleotides. RefSeq lists its product as uncharacterized. The transcript has 6 exons. The record is from RefSeq and is a predicted model, not a curated record. Bases 358 to 843 code for a protein of 161 amino acids. Lineage: Eukaryota; Metazoa; Arthropoda; Insecta; Hemiptera; Cicadellidae.
CUAGAUUUACUCUAGAGCAACCAGCACCAAUGCAGUCUGAUGAUAAUUGAGGCGGUGUUGCCAUAUCGCUGCCGACCAACACUUGUUUCCGUUAUAACGUUGCUAUUUUAAUAUGCAUGAAGUGUCUAUUAGAUUGAGACAUGUGAUAGGAAACAUAUUAUAAAAUCAAAUUGUAUUAAUAUUUUUUUAUUGAUUAUGUUUCUUGAUUCAAAAAGAUCUUGAAACGAACUUUUAAUUUUACUAUAUAAAACUUGCAACAGUGUAUUGUAGAACUCGCGCGGAAGGGCUCCGACACUCGAAGAAACCAAUUUUGUUCGUGCUACUAUAAUACAUGAUUAUACGAGUACAGCUGAUGAAAUGGCGCUAAUACGAUUCUGCUGUUGCUGUUUUAGCUUGAGAUCUGGGAUGUUGUUGUUGGGUUGGUCACAAGCACUGCUGUCUUUAUUGUCUCUCAGCGGGGUGAUCAUAGCAGAUAGUUCAGAAUCUACUUCAAGCAUAAAUCAAUUGUUGGGGAAAAGCUUAAGAACGCUCUAUGUAUUGCUGGGUGGCAGCGUCAUUCAAACCAUCGCUGCUGUAUUCCUGCUAUAUGGAGUUUACAUGAGAAAGAGUUACUACAUACUUGAGUAUGUGAAACUUGAAACCCUUCUCCACAUUGCGUCGCUUAUUGAGUUCUUCCUCUACCUCGUUUUGGAGCACUCCACGUUUUCAAGCCAAGACAUCUACAUCUUCGUGGGAUUCCUCGCUUUGAACUACGAUGCAGACAUUCCGUCUUUCAACGCCAGUUUGCACACGGUUGGGACACGAACAAUAGACGUGCUACACGAGGGCUCUGAUCUCCUGUGAUUAGUCUGGACAACAAAGCCCUCCAACAGAUGAUCCCGGUAUUGUGGAGGGAAAGGGCUAU